This is a messenger RNA of Kickxella alabastrina, 1383 nucleotides long. RefSeq lists its product as uncharacterized. The transcript has a single exon. The coding region runs from base 164 to 1108 and encodes 314 amino acids. NCBI's taxonomy places the organism in Eukaryota, Fungi, Kickxellomycota, Kickxellomycetes, Kickxellales, Kickxellaceae. The record is from RefSeq and is a predicted model, not a curated record.
GCUGCUGCUGCGGCUGUGGCUGCGGCUGUGGCUGCGGCUGUGGCUGCGGCUGUGGCUGCUCCGUCGGGUCGCUCUGCACUUUCACGCCGCAGACGCCCACAAGACAUGCGGACGCGCUCUUGGACGAAAUGCUUGUGCUGUACUGCGCAAUGGCACAGUAGUCAUGACCCUUGCACAUCUUGCCCCUGCCAACGCACUUGGGGCAAAGAUGGUAGUCGCUGCACUCGAGACAGCAGAACACAGGGCUCUCAUGAACGCCCAGGCGAUCAUUGCACUCACUGCACUCGUAGACGACCGAGGGCGAUGGCUGCGCCUCGGUGUCGCUAAAGUACGUCGACGAGAGCAAGUGCUCGUGACCGUUUCCGCGCCCAUUCUUGAUGUAGCAGUCGUUGCAAGAGUCGAACGACUCGCACUCGCUGCAGUUCCAUCUGAGCCCGACCACAGCCUCGUUGCAGUGGUCGCAUAUGACGUACUGGUCCUUACCGAUGGAUCUGUUCUCCAGGGGCCAGGCCACCAGCGGAUGCCCGAGCUUGCUGCAGUAGCUCGACUUAGCCGCCUUGCAGGGGUUGCACAUGCUCGAGUGCCCGUUGCACCUUGUGCACACCCACAUAAUGUCAUUUACCUCGUCGAGGCACUCCCCGCAGCUGGGAGUGCGCACCGCAGCAUUCUCGCAGGGGUUACGAGGGGCCACGUUUUCACCGACAGCAGCCGUAUCGCGAGGCUCAAGGGGAGCGUUGGUCGAGGGUGUCGCUCUAACAGCCCCGGCCACAGUGGGAGUGCGGGGGCUGCUGUUCGCCGCCCAAGUUGCGUAGCUGCCAGACAUGUUUGCCGGGCUUGGCGACAGCGUCAGCGCGUUGUAGACGCUCUCCCAUGCGCGCUUGAGGUCGCGGGACACGCGCACUUGGGCGUCGUUGGUAGCGCUCGAGAUCGUCGAUUCGAUCUCGGAGAUCUUGGCAUCAAUCUGCGCGACCGCAGAGUUCAGGUUGUUCGAUCCAAAAGACAUUAUUUGCACCUGUUAGCAGAUGGUAAGAAAAAAGACUUGAAAAUACGAGCUCGAUACGCUUCUGUGUUUGUCUGUCUGUCUGUCUGUUUGUUUGUUUGUUUUUGAUAUAAUAAUAAAUGAAGUGUAGGGGAAAUAAGGCUAAAGUGUGGUGUGAAAGAAAGGGAAAAUGGACUGAAAAUGUUUUUUUUGGCUUUAAAAUUUUUUAUGACAGUAAAACAAAGAAAAUAUUUGUGAAUAGAGCGUGUGAAAUGUGUGAUAGUUGAAAUAUGAGGCAAAACGAAAAAAGGAUAGUAAAAGUGAGUGAACUGACUUGAAAAAAUUCAGUAUUGAUGGCGAAUAAUAAUUAUAUGAGGAGGGGGAGGUGAAAAUGUAUGGAGAGA